Molecule: messenger RNA, 1030 nt
Organism: Fusarium oxysporum Fo47
Lineage: Eukaryota; Fungi; Ascomycota; Sordariomycetes; Hypocreales; Nectriaceae
Product: pectin lyase fold/virulence factor
Exons: 3
Coding region: 56-1030 (324 amino acids)
Molecular function (GO): pectate lyase activity
Source: RefSeq, a predicted model, not a curated record
CUUUCCCAUAAGUGACUAUCCUGACUUACACAAGACUUCGGAAACAACCAGCAUCAUGAAGUUCACUUCAGCCAUCACUACCCUCUUUGCCACCUUGGCAGUUGCUUCUCCACUUGAGAGCCGCGAUGCCCUCCUCAAGCGCCAAGCUGCAGAGCCUUGCACCGUCGGAUACUGCACCCAGAACGGCGGAACCACUGGCGGUGCCAAGGGCUCGACUGUCACUGUCACUACAGUCGCCGCUCUCAUCGAAGCUGCUAAGCGCACCGAACCUCUCACCAUUAUCGUCUCUGGCAAGUUGACAGGCAGCGAUAGAGUUCGACCUGCAUCUGACAAGACCAUCAUUGGUGCUGCCGGAAGCUCAAUCACUGGUGUUGGCUUCUAUGUGCGUCGCCAGAAGAACGUUAUUCUUCGAAACCUCAAGAUCGCCAAGGUUGAUGCUUCCAACGGCGAUGCUAUUGGUAUCGAUGAGUCUACUAACGUUUGGGUUGAUCACUGCGACCUCUCCGGUGAUCUGAGUCUUGGAAAGGACGAUCUUGAUGGUCUUCUUGACAUUUCCCAUGGUGCUGAUUGGAUUACUGUCUCCAACACCUACUUCCACGAUCACUGGAAGGGCUCUCUGAUCGGCCACUCCGACAGCAACGCCUCAGAGGACAAGGGCAAGCUCCACAUCACCUACGCGAACAACUACUGGAAGAACAUCAGCAGCCGCCAGCCCCUCAUCCGCUUCGCUACCGUCCACAUCGUCAACAACUACUGGGACGGCAUUCUUCUUUCCGGUGUCAACACCCGCAUGGGCGCUCAAGUUCUCGUCCAGAGCUCUGCUUUCGCCAACUCUGUUGAGCGCGCUAUUUUCUUUGCUGAUUCCAAGGAGACUGGUUAUGCUGUUGUUGAGGAUGUCAACCUCGGUGGUUCGGUCAACUCUGCUCCUAAGGGCACUCUCACUUCUGCUUCGCUUCCAUAUAAGGUUACACUUCUGGGAUCCGGAAAGGUUGCUUCCACUAUUCCUGGCACUGCUGGUCAGAAGCUGUAA